This is a messenger RNA of Varanus komodoensis (Komodo dragon), 7434 nucleotides long. RefSeq names its product APC regulator of WNT signaling pathway 2 (gene APC2). The record is from RefSeq and is a predicted model, not a curated record. Lineage: Eukaryota; Metazoa; Chordata; Lepidosauria; Squamata; Varanidae. Gene Ontology annotation, molecular function: beta-catenin binding; microtubule binding; gamma-catenin binding. Gene Ontology annotation, cellular component: catenin complex; beta-catenin destruction complex; cytoplasmic microtubule. Gene Ontology annotation, biological process: cell fate specification; regulation of cell differentiation; negative regulation of canonical Wnt signaling pathway. The transcript is spliced from 14 exons. Bases 1 to 7434 code for a protein of 2477 amino acids.
AUGGAGGAGCUGAAGAUGUCUGGAUCCAUCGCAUCCUACGACCAAUUGGUGAGGCAGGUGGAGGCACUGAAGAAAGAAAACACGCACCUCCGGCGUGAACUGGAGGACAACUCAAACCAUCUCUCCAAGCUUGAAAAUGAGACCUCCGACAUGAAGGAAGUUCUGAAGCACCUGCAAGGCAAGUUGGAACAGGAGGCCAAGGUGAUGGUGUCGUCAGGGCAGAUGGAGUUUUUGGACCAGCUAAAAGCUCUUCAGAUGGACAUCAGCAGCUUGUACAGCCUGAAGUUCCGCCCUCCUGCCCAGGUCUCGGAGCCCAUCUGCCAGGGCCGCAGCCCCGAGGAGACCCCGGCCCACCCCUCCGUGCUCCAGAGAAAGGACAGCAUGGGAGAUCUGAGCCAGGCCACGAUCCGGCUCCUGGAGGAGCUUGGCAGGGAAAGGUGUUUCUUGCUCACGGAGAUUGAAAAGGAGGAAAAAGAGAAACUUUGGUAUUAUACUCAACUACAAAACCUCUCCAAGCGGCUGGACGAACUUCCUCACGUGGAGACGUUCUCAAUGCAAAUGGACCUGAUCCGCCAGCAACUGGAAUUCGAAGCCCAGCAUAUCCGCACGCUCAUGGAGGAGCGUUUCGGGACGACCGACGAGAUGGUGCAGCGAGCACAGAUCCGGGCAUCUCGGCUGGAGCAGAUUGACAAGGAGUUGAUGGAAGCCCAGGACAAGGUCCAGCAGUCCGAGACGCAGCUCUGUGGGAAACUGUCUGGCUUGGAAGAGGAUGGGGGUUUCGAGGUUCCGACCCAUCCCGAGGAAGGGGAGAAUCACCCAGGGAACAACAAGGUGGAGGCGGUCUUCUGGCUUCUCUCCAUGCUGGCCACGCAGGACAAGAAGGACAUGUCCCGCACGCUUCUCGCCAUGUCCAGCUCCCAGGAGAGCUGCCUGGCUAUGCGGAAGUCGGGCUGCCUGCCGCUGCUUGUCCAAAUCCUCCACGACACGGACCAGGAGCCGGGAGCCGCCGAGAGCCCCGGGGUGGCCGGGAAGGACUGCCGCAUGCGGGCCAAUGCCGCCCUGCACAACAUCAUCUUCUCGCAGCCUGACGAGGGGCGGGCCAAGAAGGAGAUGCGGGUCCUCCAUGUCCUGGAACAAAUCCGCUCCUACUCGGAGACAUGUUGGGAUUGGCUCCGGAUGCACCGCAAAGAAGGGGCCGAAAUACCCGAAGCAGGGGCAGGGCUGGUCCCCAUCGAGUCACAGAUCUGCCAGGCGACCUGUGCCAUCAUGAAGCUGUCGUUCGACGAAGAGUAUCGCCAAGCCAUGAACGAGCUGGGUGGGCUCCAGGCUGUUGCGGAGCUCCUGCAGGUGGACUAUGAGAUGCAUGGAAUGACCAAGGACCCCCUCAACCUGGCCUUGAGGCGCUACACUGGCAUGGCCUUGACCAACCUCACGUUUGGGGAUGUCGUCAACAAGGCAACCCUGUGCUCUCGGCAACGAUGCAUGCAGGCUAUCGUGGCCCAGCUGACGUCCGAGAGUGAAGAGCUGCACCAGGUGGUAUCCAGCAUCCUUCGGAACCUUUCCUGGCGGGCCGACAUCAACAGCAAAAAGGUCCUGAGGGAAGUGGAGAGCGUCACGGCGCUGAUGCAGUGCGCCUUGAGGGCUACCAAGGAAUCCACCCUGAAGAGUGUCCUCAGCGCCUUGUGGAAUCUGUCGGCUCACAGCAGCGAGAAUAAAGCGGCCAUCUGCAUGGUGGAGGGAGCCCUGGCCUUUCUGGUCAGCACCCUCGCCUACAAGUGUCAGAGCAACUCGCUAGCCAUCAUUGAGAGCGGAGGGGGCAUCCUGAGGAACGUGUCCAGCCUCGUGGCUACCCGGGAAGACUACCGGCAAAUCCUGCGAGACCACAGCUGCCUGCAGAUGCUGCUCCAGCACCUCAAGUCCCACAGCCUGACCAUCGUCAGCAACGCCUGCGGCGCCCUCUGGAACCUCUCGGCCCGCAGCCCCAAGGACCAGGAGCUUCUCUGGGACCUGGGGGCGGUCAGCAUGCUGCGCAACCUGGUCGACUCCAAGCACAAGAUGAUCGCCAUGGGCAGUGCCGCCACGCUCCGCAACCUCCUGGCCAACCGGCCCCUCAAGUACAAGGACGCCACGGUCACUUCGCCCAGCUCCUGCGUGCCCUCGCUGUACAUGAGGAAGCAGAAGGCCCUGGAGGCGGAGCUGGAUGCCAAGCACCUGGCCGAGACCUUCGACAGCAUGGAGAGGCAGGUGCUGAAGAACCAGGGCGCCAAGAAGCCCACGUGGCACAUGGAGAGCUUGGUGAAGGACUACGCGUCGGACUCCGGGUGCUUCGACGACGACGAGGUGCCCAACAUCUCCGGCGGUGCGGAGACGGGCAAUGCCUCAGUCCUCUCCAUGUUCCUUGGCAGCUCCUUCCUCCAAGGCCAGGCUCUGCCGCGACCCGGAGCACAGAGGAGAGGCCCCGAGCCGGAGAAGGAUGAGAGUGCCAAGCGGCCCGAGGGGCCCAGGCUCCCCCCGCUGCUUCUGCCUCCGGACAACGAGGUGUCCAUGGCAGCCGAGAAGCUGGCCAACAAGAUCUCCACCACCGUGGCCAAGAUAGACCGGCUGGUGGAGGGCAUCACCCUGCAGCCGUCCUCCUCUGACAGCUUCAGCCUCAGCUCGGAGGACCACUGCCUGGACUGGCCGUACGACCCGGAGGACGCCCGCGAGGCCCGUGCCCGGCUGUGCUCCCCCUGCCGGCUGUCGGACUCGGCCGGGCUGCUCAGGCGGGAAGGCCCUGGCCGGGCCCGCACCCUCCUGCAGCUGAAGGCGGCUUGCAGCAGCCUGCCCAACGACAGCCUCAACAGCAGCAGCGCAAGUGACGGGUACUGCACGCGGGAACACAUGGCCCCCUGCACGCGGACGACCUUCCUGGACUUCAAGGACGAGCUGCACCGGCGGCAGAAGCGCCCCAGCCGCCUCGACCUGAAGAACAUCUUGCUGAACCGGCCCGAGAAGGCCGACCUGCUGGGGAAGAGGCAGCAGGCGUUCAGGGAGGAGGCAGAGAGGCCGGAACCUCUAGAGAAGGCCAAGGGGAUGGCGGCUCCAGCCGUGGAGGCUGCCGAGAAGGAACCCAAAGAGCAGGAGAAGGGUCCAAGCGCCAAGCCCGAGCCCAGUGCUCUGGUCCACACAAUUAAGCUCUCCCCCUCCUACCAGCACGUCCCCCUCGUGAGUAACACAGACAGCGGCAACCCAGAGCCUGGGACCGCUCGGUACCCUGCAGCCAGUUCAUACCGCCCACAGGCUGCGGAAAAUGUUAGCAAGCGUCCGGAGAAGCUGCCGGUUCCAGCUGCAGCAGGACAAGAGCAGCUGCAGAAAUACUCCGUGGAGGACACCCCGAUCUGCUUCUCGCGCUGCAGCUCCCUGUCUUCCCUCUCCUCGGCCGACAAUGUGCUGGACGGGCAGAGCCACAGUGAGAACGAGCUGGACAGCGACUCCUCCCUGGAGAUCAUCGAGGUGGAGGAGGUGGAGGAAGCCCACCGAGAAGAGCAAGCCGAGAAGGAGAGCAGGGCCGCGGAGCCGCCGCUGGCCCUCUCGCAGCCCAUCACGAUCCCCUUCCCCAAGAGGGAGAAGGUCUUCCUCCGUGGGGCCUCUCCCUCCCGCCACGAGGACCUGACCCCUUCCAGCUCCUCCGAGAACUACAUUCAGGAGACCCCCUUGGUGAUGAGCCGCUGCAGCUCCGUCAGCUCGCUGGGCAGCUUCGAGAGCCCGUCCAUCGCCAGCUCGAUCCAGAGUGAGCCCUGCAGCGAGAUGGUCAGCGGGACCGUGAGCCCGAGUGAGUUGCCCGACAGCCCCGGGCAAACCAUGCCGCCGAGCCGCAGCAAGACGCCCCUCUUCGAACUGGGCGGCCAGCCGGAGAAGGAAGCCAGUCAGUUCAACAUCCAGUGGGAGAACAAUGUCAAGAAGUUCAUGGAGAUCACGGACUUCAAGGAGCGUUUCCAGAUGCAAGACCUGGACUCCAUGGCCUACUUCACCGUGGAGAAACCCAACGAGAACUUCUCCUGCGCCUCCAGCCUGAGCGCGCUGCCCCUGCAUGAACAUUACGUCCAGAAGGAUGUCGAGCUGAAGCUCAUCCCGCCCUUCCCUGAAAGGAGUGGCCUGAAUUUCAUGAUGCACGAGGACGGAGAUGAGGAGGGGGCCAGCGAGGGCCAGCGGCCAGCUGAGAGACUCGAGCUGACUUCAGACGAAGAAGUCGAGAUCCUGAAGGAGUGCAUCAACUCAGCCAUGCCGCCCCGGUUCCGGAAGGUCCGUACCAACCUCAUCUCUGGCCUUCCAGCCCAGGUUCUGCACCCACAGACCAAGAAGCCGGUGCAUGUGCCAGUGUACAUGCUGGUCCCGGCCAGCUCCCACCUGGGUCUCAGCAGGCAGAGGCGGGCUGCGCUGCUCGGGGCCAGCACGGACUACGUGGCGGACGAGGAUUCCUGCACGGACUCCGCGGAAGGCACGCCCGUGAACUUCUCCAGCGCGGCUUCGCUGAGCGACGAGACGCUCCAGUACCCGGUGAAGGACAACGCAGACCCGAGGCGGUGCUCUGAGAAGAGGAAGGAAGGCCCGCGGGGCACGGGCACCAAGGCAGAGGUGCCUCCGCGCGAGCGAGCCGGGCUCCAGGCUAGGCGAGUCACCUCCAGCCACUCGACGCCGACCAAAGUCGCCUCCGGCCACAAGCACAGCGCGGGGUCUAAUCACACCAGCCCGCUUCGUGCCGCCCGGGCCCAAUCCGCCGAGGCCAAGCGGGGGCCAGGUCCUCUCCGGAACCUCGAGCUGACUCUUGCCCGGCAGGGAAGCGUGAGGGCUUGUUCGGAGGGGAGCCGUUCCGACAGAGAGGGCUCUUGGGAGAACGGCGGUCGCCAGAGCGACAUGGCCUUCCAGUCCCUCUGUCACACGACCCCGACGGAGGAGGCCAUCUACUGCUUCUACGAGCACGACGCGGAGGACCUGACGGAGCGCAGCAGGAAGAACUCACCCAAGAAGAAGGCCGGCAAAGGCCCGAAGAAGGAAUGCUGGGUGGCGCAGAAGGAGCCGGGGAAGGCCAAGAUGGCGGUGCCCAAGUGCCGCAGCAACCUCAUCGCCGACGAGACCCCGCCGUGCUACUCGCUCAGCUCUUCCCUCAGCUCCCUCAGCGACCUGGAGCUCUACAAGGGCGAGCAGAGGUCGCACGGGAACAACGGCAGGGCCGGCCGCCCAGGGACCGUGGGCCGCCGGCACGAGGCGAGAGCGCCCCCGACGCGAGGCAGGGACAGCUCCGCCAGCUCGCUCAGUUGCAACUCAGAGGAAGACCUCCUGCCCAAGCGCAUCGGCCUCCCCGUGCCCAAGAGGAGACGCCCAUCAGCCCGAAGGACAAAUGGCGAGAAGGAGCAGGUGGCCAGCUGGGCCCAGAAGCGGAAGGCCAGCGUGCCGGUGGAAGACGCCGCCGAUGAGAGAGGGUCUGACCUCGACAGCGUGGACUGGAAAGCCAUCCAGGAGGGCGCCAACUCCAUCGUCACCUGGCUCCACCAGGCCGCCACGUCCUUAGGCAGGGAGCCAACCUCGGAAACAGAGUCGAUCCUUUCCUUCAUGUCCGGCCUCUCCGCUGGCUCAGCUUUGCAGCUCUCUCUGGGCAGGAAGGAAAAGAAGAGAGGCAAGGACCUUCCUGGGGGGCAUCUGGAGAAGAGAGGCCACCCCAAGGCCCCGCAAGAUGGCAGGAAGCCCUCAGAAGCUGGAGCUCCUGCCUGCAGGAAAGGGCGAAUAGAGAAAACCCCGGGCCAGCAGAAACGCAUGACCAACUUACCGGUGGUCUUCCGUGGCCGGACGGUGAUCUACAUGCCUGAUGCGGGAAAGGAGCCCCCCAGGCAAGGCCCCCGGUCUCCCCCAGGGAAAGCAGGGCCUGCAACCAAGGAGGAAGCCCCUUCGAAGAUCCCAAAUUUUAACCAACAGAGAUCACGGAGUCUCCACCGGCCUGGGAAGAUCUCGGAGAUGAUGGACUUGACGCUGCCCAAGAGGAGUGCGACCCCCCCAGCUCGCAUCCCCCGAGCGCCAUCCUCUGGGUCCUCCAAGACGUCCACACCCUCCCAGCCCAAGCCGAAGAAGCUGCCAUCUCCGUCACAGCAGCAGAGCCGGCAGCUGCCGCCCGGCGAAGCCAGCAAGGGGGGCGGAAAUGCCUCACCUCCAGCCCCCAGCCCCAAGCCGGCUCGGAAGUCCCCUGUGUCCAAGCAGCACAAGACCCAGAAGUCACCCGUCCGCAUCCCCUUCAUGCAGAAGCCUCCCAAGAAGACACUGCCCACAAGGAGCCCGAUGCCGAUUCUGGAAGAGCAGGUCGGGCGCGGAGCCGGCGACCCACGGCCCAAGGCCAGUGGGAAGGCGGCCUUCCAGAACAGUCGGCUCAGCUUGGUGCGCAUGUCCUCCGUCCGGUCAUCUGGCAACGAGUCAGAUCGCUCCGGCUUCCUGCGCCAGCUGACGUUCAUCAAGGAGUCCUCCAGCCUCCUCAUGAGGCACCGUGCUGAGCUCUCCUCCGCGGAGCCCAUACCCUCGCUCUCUCAGGGCGCGUCCUCUCACAGAGGCCGGCUCGGCCUGCCGACCGUCUUCCUCUGCUCCUCCCGCUGCGACGACCUCAAGGUGGACAAGCCGGCGGGGCCGAGCCAGCGGCCCGUCAUCUCCCGGGUGCCGCUUCCCGGACACAGAGCCCCGGCUGGCACCAGGCCUCCGAGGCGCACCAGCUCAGAGAGCCCCUCCAGGCUCCCUGUCAAAUCAGGCGGGGGCCCCCCGGAGCCCUUCAAGCGCUACUCUUCGUCCCCUCAGAUCAACGUGGCGAAGAGAACAGCCAGCCCGGCCCCGGGGCCCCCCAGCUGCCCCCAGUCCUCAGGAGGCGGGAAGAAGGCUGAGGAGGCCCCCAAGCUUCUGGUGGAUUCCGCAGCCCCACCAGCUGCUCCCCAUCCGGGGGCAGCGGCACCACAGACCAAAGAGCAGCUUCAGGCCAAGGCGAAGGGGACCUGGAAACGGAUCCGCGAUGAGGAUAUCCCACACAUUCUACGAAGCACCCUUCCCUCCACCGCCCUGCCGUUGGUCAGCACCCUGAGGGAGGAGGAGAGCCGCCAGGCCUGGGGGGACCUCCAGCGCAAGACGAGUGACGCCGUCGUCCAGACCGAGGACUUUGCCGCCGCCAAGACCCACUCCAGCACCUCUCCGACACUGGGGGUGCAGGAGGCGCCCAAGAUCCCGUCUGAUGGCUGCGAGGUGGACACCUUUGCUCCAGGAAAGGCCACCUUCGGCCACGAAGUCCCAGUUGGCGCUCUGGGGAACUUCCCUCCCAGCAGACACAGCUCCCCAAGCCGGGCAGUCAGGGUGACCCCCUUCAAUUACACCCCCAGCCCCAUGGCGGAGCCGAACGUCAAUGAGAAGCAGGUGGAGAAAGUGCAGGUUUGA